AUGAUUCCAGACGAUUCCUUGUACCUAUAUAAUCUAACGCUCAAGCAGCCAUCACUGCCGUUCAAGUCAAUUGUUGGUCAGUUCUCUGGAUCCAAGAAACAACAGGAACUUGUGCUCAUAUCAAGCACCGUCAUUGAGGUUUAUCAACCAAAGCCAGAUACUGGCAAGCUACAUAAGCUCUCGCUGCAGCCAACGUUUGGAAUAGUACAGAAUGCCGAUAAAUUGAGACUCUUCGGGACUCAGCAAGAUGUUCUCGUGCUCACGGCAGACUCUGGCAAUAUCAUUAUCGCUUACUACAAUCAAGACACCUUCAAGUUUGAGCCUCGUAUUCAAGAACCACACUCGAAAAAUGGACUCCGACGUCUUACUCCAGGUGAGUAUUUGGCAUGCGAUCCCCAGAAUAGAGCAAUUAUGAUUGGUGCCCUCGAACGGACAAAGUUCGUUUACAAGGUCGAGAUGGACAACUCCACAGGUCAGAUAAAGCUCUCUUCGCCUUUGGAGAGUCAUGCCACUGGCUCCCUCACGCUAGCACUUUGCUCUCUAGAUACAAGCUUCGACAACCCAGUGUGGGCCACAAUUGAGGUGGACUAUAAAGACUACGAUGAUAAGACGUACAAGCCCGAUGAAAGUCCACUUUAUCUCAGGUACUAUGAAUUCGACCAGGGACUUAACCAUAUUGUUCAGAAGAAAAGUAAGGCUCCGCUUCCUCCCGACGCGAGCUCUCUUAUUGCAUUACCUGGUCAUAUCGGAGGUGUGUUGAUUGUCUGUGACUCUGUCAUUAUUUACGAGAAAGGCCUAGGUCAUGAAAGGCUUUAUCUCCCUCUCCCAAUAAGAGAAGGCUCCAAAAGUACCACCAUUGUCUGCCAUUAUUUGCAUGUCCUCAAGAAGACCGACUUUUUCAUUCUUUUACAAAGUUCCUUGGGUGACCUUUUUAAACUUACCUUCGAUUACGACAGAGAAACCGAACACCUCGAUAGAAUUGCGGCUACAUACUUUGAUUCUACGCCUGUCUCCAACAGCAUCAACAUCUUCAGAUCAGGAUUUAUGUUUGCUAAUGUCGCUAAUGAUAGUAAGCUCUUCUACCAGUUCGAGCAAUUGGGGUCCGAAAAUGAAACGACCAUGGCCUCCGAAAAUAUACUACCCGAUAUCCAACACUCGACUAGAUUCUCGCCACAAGGUCUAAACAACUUGGCAUUGGUCGAUAUUCUUGAAUCUCUCGGACCAAUCGUUGGUUCAGAGUUAAUGGGGAAGAAGACCGGUAAUAACGCAGAGGGGCCAAUUCUGCUUAGUACGCUUUCUUCGCAUUCAUAUUUGAAGACUUUGACAUACGGUAUUCCAGUGUCUGAGCUUGUGUCAUCUCCCUUACCUAUGUUACCGACCCUGAUUCACACCACCAAAAAAGUACGCACAUCUAUAAGUGACGAUUAUUUGGUGCUUUCAUCCUCACUCGCCUCUCAAACUUUGGUUCUUUCUAUCGGAGAGGUUGUCGAGGAGGUGAGUAAAUCAGGAUUCGUAACAGACCAACAUACGAUCGCAGUGCAACAGGUCGGUAAGCAAUCUGUGGUCCAGAUCCAUACCAAUGGUAUUCGCCAUGUAAGGCACAUCCUUGACGAAAAUAAUGAGGUCACAGACAGAAAAACCACUGAUUGGUUUCCUCCUGCCGGUAUUCAUGUUGUGCAUGCCAGUGCCAACGAAGCUCAAGUCCUCGUUGGUCUUUCUAAUCGUGAGCUUUGUUACUUUGAGAUAGAUAUAGCGGACGACCAACUAGGUGAGUAUCAAGAGAGACACGAGAUUGGUGCAGAUCUCAUCACUGCCGUUGCCAUAAUGAGUGAUACAACUUCAAUGAAGAGUGACUUCGCAAUUGUCGGUUGUGCCGAUGAGACAAUACAGGUGUUGUCUUUACACCCAAAUAGCGUCUUCCAGAUGCUUUCAUUACAGGCACUUUCUUCAAAGUGUACCUCACUCUUGAUGCUACCCGUUGAAGACAAUAGUGCUCAUAUACACAUUGGUAUGGAAAGUGGAGUGUACGCUAGAGUACAGAUGGACACCAUGACAGGCAAGCUUCGUGACACAAGACUGAAAUACCUUGGUACGAAACCUGUAAUUGUCAGCAAACUUAAAUUGCCUGGGCUGGAGCUGUCAGGAAUUAUGGCAAUAAGUUCCUACCCCUGGAUUGGUUAUCACAACAGUGAGAGUCAAUUUAAAAUUAUGCCAUUAAUUGGUUCCGAAGUUACGAGCGGCCUGUCGUUCUAUUCUGAGGACAUUGGUACUGAGAGCGUUGUUGGUAUCAAAGAGAACAAUUUAAUAAUUUUCACAAUUGGAAGCGAAGAAGGUGGAUUCAAUAUCAAUGAUGAGUUCUCAUUGAGCCUGAUAAAACUAAGAUUUCAGCCCAGAAAAUAUUGGAAGGAUCACAAGAGCAACAAUCUUGUGAUUCUCGAGUCAGAGGCAAGCACGGUCUCUCCUUAUAUCGAAGAGGAGGAAGUGGAUGAGGAUUAUUACCACGCUUUCGGUUAUAAACGUUCCAGCGGCUCUUGGGCCUCCUGUUUGCAAGUUGUUGACUACGAUACAUCAGAGAUUUCCCAAACCAUCGAUUUCAACGAUAAUGAUUGUUUCACCUCCAUAUGUGCUGCAACGUUUAAUGAUGAGGAAUAUUUGGUGAGUGCAUCUUCACAAAAUCUCUCAAUAGAGAGAAAUUCAGCUUUAUCCCAUCACAUACAUGUGUUCAAGAUAAAACGACUGAAAGCAAGAGCCAUAAAGUUGGAGUUUGUUCACAAGACAAAGGUAGACGGGGCUGUAACUGCCAUGGUAGGGUUCCAAAAAAAGCUUCUCGUUGGUAUUGGAAGCUCCCUUAGACUUCUUGAAUUGGGCCAAAAGCAAAUGCUUAGGAAAUCACACACCAAGAUCGAUUAUCUUCGUCGCCCUACUCUGCUAGAGUAUCUCGGAGGAGAUUUGGUGGUGCUUGCUGAUUCUAGCGAGUCGUUGUCAUAUUUGAAGUUCGAUAGAGCACUGAACCAGUUUGUGCCUAUUUGCAAUGAUACCAUGAGAAGACAAAUCACAGCUUUUGAAACACUUGAUCACAGGACUCUUGUCGCAGGUGACAAGUUCGGCAACAUAUCUGUCAACCGUCUCCCCUUAGAGCUCACCAAUCAGCUUGCAAAUAACGCUCUAUUGCAAUUAAACGAGGAUGUACUUGAUGAACAGAGCGCAAGAUUCGAGAAGAGGUGUGAUUUUUACGUCGCUGAUAUACCAACCUCAUUCUCUAGGGGUACGUUUGUUGUUGGUGGAACUGAGAGUAUAAUCUAUACUUGUUUGCAGGGCACCGUUGGCAUGAUGAUACCUGUUGCAACAAAGCUGGAGGCUGAACUUCUCAGUGCUGUUGAAUACGAGUUGAGGGCCUUCUACACCUCUGAAUUUGAUGACUUUGACAAGAGAAAGCAAGGCUAUAACUUGCUUGGUAAAGACCAGGGCAAAUUCAGGUCUUACUUCAACCCUUCGAAAAACGUUAUUGAUGGUGAUUUUGUCGAGCGAUUUUAUGAAAUUUCUCUAGAGAACAAGAUCAAAAUUGCUGGGAAGCUUGGAAGAACGCCUAGAGAAAUUGAAAAGAGACUUUACGACAUUAGAAAUAGAUCCGCAUUUUAA
Molecule: messenger RNA, 3639 nt
Organism: Candidozyma pseudohaemuli
Lineage: Eukaryota; Fungi; Ascomycota; Pichiomycetes; Serinales; Metschnikowiaceae
Product: U2 snRNP complex subunit
Exons: 1
Coding region: 1-3639 (1212 amino acids)
Biological process (GO): mRNA splicing, via spliceosome
Cellular component (GO): nucleus; U2 snRNP
Molecular function (GO): protein binding; U2 snRNA binding
Source: RefSeq, a predicted model, not a curated record